This is a messenger RNA of Daldinia vernicosa, 1464 nucleotides long. RefSeq lists its product as uncharacterized. Gene Ontology annotation, biological process: cilium assembly. Bases 444 to 1235 code for a protein of 263 amino acids. The record is from RefSeq and is a predicted model, not a curated record. The transcript has a single exon. NCBI's taxonomy places the organism in Eukaryota, Fungi, Ascomycota, Sordariomycetes, Xylariales, Hypoxylaceae.
AUUCAUCUUUCCGGGCCACGCGCAGCUAUCCGAUACAACCCAUUGCCUGUACGUCCAAUGAGGCGAGAUGGCUUAGGACGGCUAGAAGGGGAAGAAAUGAUGCCCUUAUCUCGCUGACCUUAGGUGCUGCAGGUGAAGAAGGUUCGCGGAGGGCCGAAGUGGAGAAACGAUGUUGUCUGGACGCAUGACAAGGGAGUACGGGGCUAAUGACUCGAGCGCUGGUCUAUCAUUGAUCAAGCCGUGCCGUCCUACAUGCAUAUCUGCUGUACUUAUCGCCCAUUCCAGUUAUUCGAGGCCAUUCCAGUUAAUAUUUCUCGAUAUACUGUAUCGCCACAUUAUAACUGCCGUAUAGCUGUUCCUAUUCCCGCAUCAAAAUCUGCCCAGAAAGCACCUUAGCACCCAUUCCCCGUCACGAUAUCUUAGUUCGACCUAAAAUAUUCAACAUGACGACAAGCUCCCUAAGCCGUCGAGACUUCAACGUCCUCGAGAAGAUUAGGGACCCGGAAUCGAACCCAACAACUGCCGUUCUUGUAGAUGGCACAUUGCCCAAAGAUCCCAAUAUAACGGACACAUCUGUAUAUGACCGUGUCUCUCGAAGAGAGCGGGAUAUCGUACUGGCUAUGCAGCAGCUUGAGAUGCAACUGGCCGGUUUGCGGUCAGCACAAACAGCAGAGCCGAUACAAGAAUAUCGACAAUGCUUGUCUAAACUCGGGGAACUCAUAACAGAAUACCCCAAAUACGCCAGCGCUCGAAAUAAUAGAGCACAGGUCUUCAGGAGGCUGUACGGAGAUACACUGCUGUUAUCUGGGGAUCAGGCUUUGAAAGGGUUGCUAAGUGACGUUGAUGAGCUCGAGAAAUCUCAAGCAGCAGACCUAGCUCUUUCCGAUCUGGACUGGGCCAUCUCCCUACUAACUCCGAAGAGCAUAUUCGCAGCUAUAUCGCCACAAGCCGGGAAAACUUUGUCGCUCGCCCACACCCAACGAGCAGCAAUCUAUCAUAUGACCUCCAAGUCCUUUCAGGCCGGCAGUAAAAUCAACAUUGUCGGAAGAAGGGAGGAAUCCUGGACGAAGAACGACUUCGAAGAGGCGGCAUCGAGAGAUUUUGCUUUGGGAGGAAGGUACGGAAACGAUAUUGCGAAAGCUUUGGCUGUGAGUACUAAUCCCACAGCCAAGCUUUGCGGUCAGAUGGUGAGGGAGGCCAUGAAGAAGGAAUAUGGCCCCGCAUAUGCUUCGUAACCAAGCUGUUUGGUUAAUUUUCAAUGAGUCGUUAAAUCACUCCGUUAGAUAACAGCCGUCGGUCAUUGGAAGAGCUAAUCUGACUGGACCCAUCAAUGAUGAUAAAUAUGAUGGCGAAUCCUUUAGUCCUAUCCACCACUGUCGAAGAUCAACUUCUUGAAUUGUUUGCUUCUUAGCGAGCACACGCAUGAAGACUGGGGGUUGGUGUAGAGGAAACUGUAUUAAACUC